AUGCCACCUGCUCGCGCUUCGUUAAGCGCGUUUCUCGCCCGGGCAAAGAAGGUCCUCGCAGCCCCAGCAAGCCAGAGACCGACGCCCUUGACAUUUGUCGUCGGCAACGAAUCAGCAGACCGCGACUCACUGUGCUCGGCCCUGCUGUUUGCGUACAUUCGCUCGCAUGCGCCACCCCACUACACCCUGCACAUCCCCAUCUCCAACUUGCCCAGGGCCGACCUCGCCCUGCGGCCCGAGCUUAACGCCGUGCUCAAGUACACGGACGUCCAGGCUGGCGACCUGCUGACGCUGUCUGAGCUGGCGCAGGUGAAGGACCUGGACCCGGCGCAGACGCGCUGGCUGCUGGUGGACCACAACGCGCUGACGGGCCAGCUGGAGGGGCCGUACAGCCAAUUUGUGGUGGGCUGUGUGGACCACCACGAGGACGAGGGCAAGGUCCCCGCGGAUGGAGACCCGCGGGUGGUGAGGAAGACGGGCAGCUGUAUGAGCCUUGUGGUCGAGAGCUGCCGCGACACGUGGGAUAGUCUGUCUGCUGAGGCUGACAGCACGGAGGUCGAUGCCCAUUUAGCGCAUGUGGCUUUGGGGCCGAUCCUCAUCGACACAACCAAUCUGACGUCCAAGGAUAAGACGACCGAUACCGAUGUCGAGGCAGUGGACUUCAUUGAGGCCAAACUCGGCAGCGAGGCAGGCUACGACAGGGAGAAGUUCUUCGACGAGGUCACUCGCGUCAAAGAAGACGUGUCCGGCCUCAGCUACAGAGAUCUAUUCCGAAAGGACUACAAGCAGUGGAACGACGGGAACAUGGUGCUCGGCGUAUCGAGUAUCGUGCAGAAUUUUGACUACAUGCUGAGCAAGAUCGGAGACGAGAAGACACUGGUGCAGGAACUUCGCGAGUGGGCGGAGGAGCAACAUCUCGAUAUCGCAUCUAUCAUGACUACCUCACACACCAAUGGAUUCAGUAGGGAUCUCAUGGUGUGGGCUCUGAACAAGGAAGCGGUGAAGGUCGUCAAGACAUUCGUUGAUAAGAACAAGGACGAACUCAAAUUAGAGACGUGGGGCGAUGGCAAACUCGACGACACAAACGGGCCAGACGAGCUGCGACUCUGCUGGCGGCAGAAGCAGACGAGGCACAGUCGCAAGCAGGUGGCGCCCAUGCUGAGAUCAGCAAUGAAAGAAACGCCGAAGCUGUAG
Phaeoacremonium minimum UCRPA7 is the source of this 1194-nucleotide messenger RNA. RefSeq names its product putative dhh phosphoesterase protein. The transcript has 2 exons. Lineage: Eukaryota; Fungi; Ascomycota; Sordariomycetes; Togniniales; Togniniaceae. Gene Ontology annotation, cellular component: cytoplasm. The coding region runs from base 1 to 1194 and encodes 397 amino acids. Gene Ontology annotation, molecular function: exopolyphosphatase activity. The record is from RefSeq and is a predicted model, not a curated record.